AUGUACGGUUAUAUAUGUCAACAACUACCAGGGACGACGAUGAGCCGAUGGGACACAUUACCGUCGAACAAUCGCGCAAAUCCAACGUACUAUCCACAAAACGCACCCGUGGCGGACAUGUCAUCUGUACAGCAAAUGCAAUCUGCCGGAUCAGUAGCCGGAGCUGGUCCGGACGAGGUAUAUCAGCAUGGCACCAUCGGCACAUUUUUGCGACAGGAAUUAGAAGGUGGAUUUUCCAGUUUCAUUCGAUGCGUCUAUCAAGCGAAACGAGUCAACAAUAAUACAGUCACGCUAGUAUGCGAACGCGAUCAAGGCUGUUGCGAACAUGGAUGUUGUCCCAAAGAUCAACAUUGGAUGGCGGGUGUUUACGUGCUCUUAGCAUUCGUACUGUUAGUAUUUGUCGUUGGUACAAUUCUGAUGAUCGUCUGUUACCAGAGAUCAAAAAAUAAGCAGCGUAAGGAACAACGGCAAGCCAUGGAGUACAGCGGCUAUGCGGGCUCACAGGUUGGUGUACCCGGCGCGUACUCCUCCUAUGGCGGGCCCACGUACUAAAUCUAGUACUCUACCCAUCCUAUUGUCUCUUCCAGUCUUUCCGAACGAUGAUUUGAUGCCUUAUUCUCGCAAACUUGAUGUACAU
This is a messenger RNA of Cylicocyclus nassatus, 637 nucleotides long. Lineage: Eukaryota; Metazoa; Nematoda; Chromadorea; Rhabditida; Strongylidae. The record is from the annotation of a GenBank genome assembly.